AUUAUUAACAUUGUAGUGUUUUCUUAGUACAUAUAAUGUUGUUUCCUCGUUGAUAAUUUAAACAAAAAUAUAAUUUUCAAUAAUGACGUUACUUCGUAUCAAACCAAAUCAAAUGAUUCGUAUAUUAGAAUUAACCGGAAGUUUUACUAGCACUUGGCCGCCAUCUCGACAUGCAAGUCGUUUGGAAAUGAUUUUACGAGACGUCGGUUGGAUUUUAGGAAUGUGUAAUGCAAUUUUCGUAUUGUUAGCAUUGUUUAAUGCAGAUUAUUAUCAUAGAAAUGACGUUGUUUCUUUGAUGAAACCUUUAUGCGAAACGACUACUCUGACCGAUGUUAUAUUAGCGUUAAUUUUAUGCAGAAUCAAGAGAACUCAUUUUCAGGAACUCAUAGAAGAGGUAAAGGAAUUUAUUAAAACUUGUUCUUCCGAGGAAGAAGCAAUAAUGCAAAAAUAUAUAGAUCAUUCCUCGAUUUCAACAACAAUGGCGAUUUCGAACGUAGCAGCUGCCUUUGCAUUUUCUUUUACACCAUUAUUCACAGAAAACGACGUUCCUGGAGAUGCAUUGUUUCCAUUUAAUUUAAAACCAUUGCAUGUUAAAAUUCCAGUAUACGGAUUGGCAGUAAUACUUCUCUUUCAAACUGCAUUAUGCGUUUGCGUCGAUUUUAUGAUUGCCAUGUUGAUGUGGUACUCUUCUACGAAAUUAGAAAUUUUAGGAAUAAGAUUAAGCAAUGCUACGGACAAACAAAAAAUAAGAGAUUGCGCUAAAGAACAUCAAGAGAUUUUAAAUUUUAUAUCCAAAACACAAAAAGUUAUCGGAACUUUAUUGUUCAAAUCGAACGCGACGAUGGGUGCCACCGCCAUUGGUGCAACAUUUUCGCUUUUACAUCAUGAACCACUAAAUAUAGAACUACAGUUUAUUUGCAUGGUGAUAGCUAGCUAUCAAAGAUUAUAUGUUACAGCUUUACCUGCUGACGAUUUAAAAGAAAUAAGUGUGAAACUCGCGACAUCGGCGUACAAUUCGAGUUGGUUCGAAGAUCCAACCAAUAUGGCAGUAGACGUACACAUUAUAAUAUUAAGAAGUCAAAAACCUAUUUUGAUUUCUAUGGGUAAACUGCUUCCCAGUUUAACACUUGAAUAUUAUGCGAAUUUCUUUUACACGGUUUCAUCGUAUUUUAUGACAAUGAGACAAAUGAUAGAUGAGUGA
Polistes dominula (European paper wasp) is the source of this 1201-nucleotide messenger RNA. RefSeq lists its product as uncharacterized. Gene Ontology annotation, cellular component: plasma membrane. The record is from RefSeq and is a predicted model, not a curated record. Gene Ontology annotation, molecular function: odorant binding; olfactory receptor activity. Gene Ontology annotation, biological process: detection of chemical stimulus involved in sensory perception of smell; sensory perception of smell. Lineage: Eukaryota; Metazoa; Arthropoda; Insecta; Hymenoptera; Vespidae.